AUGUCAGACUCGACAAAAACAACCCCAACCGAGCCCAAGGACGACAGUAGCAACACCGCCAGCAGCACCAGCAGCACCUCCAUCCUCGGCGGCCUCCUCUCCGGCAGCAGCCUCAAGACGCCCGGCGUCAAGAACAUCGAGGCGGCGUACUCGCGCGCGGGGGCCACGAACCACCACACGCCCGGCGUGGCCAGCAAGCUGGGGAGCCAGGCCCAGGAGAGCGGCGCCGGCAACGGCGAGCACCAGGGCGUCGGGAGCCAGAAGUUCCAGGACGGCAUCAGCGACCAGCGGCAGGAGCCGUCGACAAUCGGAAAGGUGUUUAAUAAUAUGAUCAACGGGACCGAUCGGACCAAGUGA
This is a messenger RNA of Drepanopeziza brunnea f. sp. 'multigermtubi' MB_m1, 357 nucleotides long. RefSeq lists its product as uncharacterized. NCBI's taxonomy places the organism in Eukaryota, Fungi, Ascomycota, Leotiomycetes, Helotiales, Drepanopezizaceae. The record is from RefSeq and is a predicted model, not a curated record.